AUGGCCUGCCACAGCCCAUUGCUGCUUCUCCGCCGCCGGCGCGGCAUCCCCACCCCCUCGUCCCUCCUCGUCCUCCUCCGCCACCGCCCCUUCGCCUCCUCUCCCUCUCCACCCUCACCCCCCUCGUCCGCCUCCUCUAAGCCCCCCGCCCUCUCGGCCCGCCUGUCCUUCGUCUUCGACCAGCUCGACGCCCUCGACCGCUCCCGCUCCUCCGAGCUCUCGGCCCGCGACGCCGCCCUCCGCCGCAUCCAGUCCUGGCGCCGCCCCGCGCCGCCGCCGCUGGAUGCAGAGCCGGGCCCGGAGCCGGAGCCGGAGCUGGAUGGUCAGAAGGAAGCUGCUCCGGCGGCGGCAUCUGCCGAUGAGGUGGGGAGGAUGAGCAUGGAGGAGAUGCUGCGGAGGGAGGUGGAACUGGUGCACCCCUGGCCCGAAUGGAUCGAACUGAUGGAGCGGCUUGCUCAGCAGAGGUACUUCGACCUUGGCCGGGCCUGUGGUGCCGAUGAGAGCUCCAUGGCUGCCGCGGUGCCCUUGGACCUCUCAGAGGUCAGUGAGGAGGCGGGGUUCGACUUCUCCAGAGACUGGACUACUGUCAAGAACGCCUGCAUGAACUUCGGCCGAGACCGGUUCGACAUCCUCAAGUCAUUGCCUAGGAAGGAUCUUCAGAUAUUGGUCGGCCAUGGGUGCCCUAGCAUGGAUGCAAAAGUGGUGUUUUCUGCAAAACUGAUAAGAAAACGUGUACAUCUUGAUGAGGGCGAUGUAUGUAGUUCUUGUAAUUUACGAAAUGUAUGCACGAGGGGCUAUAUCCUUACACGUAAAGAAGAUGAAGCUCGGACUCUUGAUGUUAUGCGCAUUUUGUUGAUCUAUGGUUUUGAUCACGUAAAGGAAACUGUAGAGAACAAACCUCUGCUCAAAUUAAAAUCUUUGAAGACUGCUGUUCGGAAAUUGAUACAUGAGAUUGUCAAGUUGAGUGCUGUUCCUAUUGAUCCUAAUAUCCCGCCCCCUGUAAUAAAGAAGCCUCCUCCUAAAGUGAAGCAACCACCUCCACCACCAAAGAAGCGAGUGGGACGUGAUGAUGUUGAGAUGAAGAAAGGAGAUUGGCUCUGCCCUAAGUGUGAUUUCAUGAAUUUUGCAAAAAACACUGUUUGCUUGCAGUGUGAUGCUAAGCGUCCCAAAAGGCAGCUCCUCCCUGGAGAGUGGGAAUGCCCUCGGUGCAAUUUCUUGAACUAUAGGCGGAAUAUGUCAUGUUUCCAUUGUGAACACGACCGUCCUGCAGAUGAGUACUCCAACAGCCAAAUGGAAGCAAAGCAAUCUGCACUGCAGAAAAGAUUGGAAAGACCUCCACGCAAGCCUGAUGUUUCUAGUGCAUGGAACUUUGAUUUUGAUGAUAACGAGUCAGAUGGUGCAGAUGUUGCUGCAUUUGAGUUUGCUGAUUCAUCUAAGGCAAGGGAGAGCUCAUCAGCAGACAGCGUGUCUUAUAGAGGUGCUUCUAAGGGCUCCGAGGAUGAGGAAUAUAGAAUGGCUGAAACAAUGACUACAGGACGAGGGAAUAAGUUCUCAGAAAGAGAUAGCUUGCCAUCUUCAAGAAAUGGUUUUGAUGAUUUUGAUGAUGAAGGGGAUGACAUUGACAGUUAUGAACUUGACUUGUCAAAAGGUAGUCAGACAGGUGGAGUGUCAAGGAUGAGUUAUUCAGAUCUUGAGAAUGCUUCUGAUUCAGAAGGUUUUAGUGAAAUUGAUAGUAAUAGAGAGUCCACAUAUGACAAUAGUAGAGAGUCCAGAUAUGAUAAUAGUAGAGAGUCCAGAUAUGAUAAUAAUAGAGAGUCCAGAUAUGCAGCCAAGGAUGAGGAUGAAUUUGAGGAUCACCCUUCCCUGAGAUCGACUCAUCUUGCUGAUUCCUGGCAUAAAACCAGAGGCCGGAGUUGUUCAAAUAACUAUAGAAGGGCAUCUUUCGGAUCAGAGAAUGAUGAUGGGAUCAAUUCUGAUCUGGACGAGGACAUUGACAAAGGUCUCAGAAAUAAUGGAAGCCGUAGUCAGGGAAGUCCUAACAGAGCUUCUGUUAGGCACAAUGCACUUGCCUACGGUGAUGAUGAACCAUUUUCUGAUGAUGUGGAUUCUGGUAUGGUUGAUCGGUUCCAGUCUAGGAGGACUAAGUCUUCGGUGAACGUCAAGGAUAACUUCCGUGACACAAGACGUAACUUGAAUGGAAGACAGUCUAGUGGGGACCGUUAUGGUAGGACAGAACGGAAUGAGCGGUUCAACGAUUUUGAUAUGCACCGCAGCGGUUCCUUGGAUAAGAGUCGCAGAACUAGGGGUAAUCAGCUAGGUAGUGGUUCAAGAGGUUUACAAAGAAAUGUAAGAAGAAAUUGGGAUAGAAGUGGUGGCUUUGACGGCAGGCACUCAGGCAUUUAA
This is a messenger RNA of Miscanthus lutarioriparius, 2403 nucleotides long. Lineage: Eukaryota; Viridiplantae; Streptophyta; Magnoliopsida; Poales; Poaceae. The record is from the annotation of a GenBank genome assembly.